This is a messenger RNA of Exophiala dermatitidis NIH/UT8656, 990 nucleotides long. RefSeq lists its product as uncharacterized. The record is from RefSeq and is a predicted model, not a curated record. Gene Ontology annotation, molecular function: protein binding. Bases 1 to 990 code for a protein of 329 amino acids. NCBI's taxonomy places the organism in Eukaryota, Fungi, Ascomycota, Eurotiomycetes, Chaetothyriales, Herpotrichiellaceae. The transcript has 2 exons.
AUGGAGAUUCCUUAUCGAAGCUUUACCCGUUCGCAUCCCUUCAGGUUCCUCAUCGGGCCCGAGAAAGCCUCGAUCUACAUCCAUUCCGAACUGGUCAAGCAGCAUUCCGAGACCUUGGCCGCACUUGUAGGUGGGGGCAUGUCCGAGGCAGAGAAAGGAUGCGCACACCUUGAAGACAUUGAUGAGGAUACCUUCAACCGAUUUGUGGAAUUCGCAUAUACGGGCGACUAUUCCGUGCCGGACCCAACGUUCAAGCCGGUUUCCGAUGAUGAAGACCCGUCGAAUUCACCUGGGACUCCACCCAACCACGAGAUGGAAGCGCCUGUUGAAGAUGAGCCAACAAACUUUUCUUGGGGCUUUGAGACGAAAACGACUAUCUCAGGCAGAAGAAGGAAAGUGCGCCGCAAUGGGUGGACUGAGAGCAGCACGCAGGGUCACAUUUCAGAACCGAUCCCGCUCAUGCAGGAACCCGGCUUCGGCAUAGAACGACAGCCUGAAUCUCAACAGUGGCGAGAAUUCAAGGACAAGGCACAUAUACGGGAACGACCAGCAUGGGAACCACGCAGAAACUUACGCCCGAACGAGGAUUACGAGCCUGUUUUCAUGUGCCACGCCAGCCUCUACAUCUUUUCCGACCGCUAUAGCAUAGAACCCUUGCGGGAGCUCGUGUUGCAGAAGCUUCGUCUGACGUUGUCCCGCUUCACGUUGUUUGCAGAGAGGACAGGCGAUAUCGUCCAUUUGCUCAAGUAUACAUACGCGAACACAAUGGACCAUGACAGCGGAAUCGACACGUUGAGGAAUUUGGUGACAGAUUAUGCCGUUUGCGAAAUCGAAAAGAUGGCCACCGAUCAUGAAUUUCAGGACUAUUUGACAGAAGAAGGGUUCGCCGCGAAGGAUCUCAUGGUCAAGCUGGUGCAGCGAUUGGGAACAAAGACGAAGGCUACACGCGAUGAAUACUACGCGAUGCCUGAGCCUGAGCCUGCGUACUAG